Messenger RNA from Marmota flaviventris (yellow-bellied marmot), 3290 nucleotides. The record is from RefSeq and is a predicted model, not a curated record. NCBI's taxonomy places the organism in Eukaryota, Metazoa, Chordata, Mammalia, Rodentia, Sciuridae.
GUUCCAUUACAGCUUAUAGAAAGCGUUGAAUGCCGAGAUAUAUUUCAGCUUCAUUUGACUUGCAAAGACUGCAAAGUUAUAAGGUGUCAGUUCUCAACCUUUGAACAGUGUCAAGAUUGGCUUAAUCGACUGAACAAUGCAAUCCGACCACCUGCUACAAUAGAAGAUCUCUUCUCAUUUGCAUACCAUGCUUGGUGCAUGGAGGUCUAUGCCAGUGAAAAAGAGCAACAUGGAGACCUGUGCAGACCAGGGGAGCAUGUAACGUCAAGGUUUAAGAAUGAAGUGGAGCGAAUGGGUUUUGAUAUGAACAACGCCUGGAGGAUUUCUAACAUCAAUGAGAAAUAUAAGUUAUGUGGUAGUUAUCCACAAGAGCUCAUAGUGCCUGCCUGGAUCACUGAUAAAGAGCUAGAAAGUGUAGCAAGCUUCAGGUCCUGGAAAUGUAUCCCUGCCGUUUUCUACAGGGAGGGAAUGGUUCAGAGAACUUUCCAGGCAAGUCUGUGCUUCCUUAUUGCUAAAGCUGCUUUUCUGUUUUCACAGUUCUCAGAGACACAGGUUUAUUUAGUUUUUACCCAUCCCCCCUUCCUGAUGUCCGUAGAUUCUUCUCUAUCAAAUGCUUCAGGAGCAGAGAGUUUAGCCAUCCAACCGCAGAAGCUUUUGAUCUUGGAUGCUCGCUCCUAUGCAGCAGCUGUGGCAAACCGAGCCAAAGGAGGAGGCUGCGAAUGCCCAGAUUAUUACCCAAACUGUGAAGUUGUGUUUAUGGGGAGUUUUCAGUCUUUGAGGUUGCUGUGCACACAGACGCCAGAUCCGGGAAAUUGGCUUUCAGCUCUUGAAAGCACAAAGUGGCUUCAUCACCUAUCUGUGCUUUUGAAGUUGGCCCUUCUGGUGGUGCAAGCUGUGGAUUGUGACCAGCAACCUGUACUAGUGCACUGUUCAGAUGGCUGGGACCGCACCCCUCAGAUUGUGGCACUGGCUAAGCUCUUGCUGGACCCUUAUUACCGAACCAUAGAGGGUUUCCAGGUCCUUGUGGAGGUGGAGUGGCUAGAUUUUGGCCAUAAGUUUUCUGAUCGGUGCGGUCAUGGGGAGAUGACCUCGGAUGAUCUGAACGAGCGUUGCCCAGUGUUUCUGCAAUGGCUUGAAUGCGUUCAUCAGCUUCAGAGGCAAUUUCCUUGCUCUUUUGAGUUCAAUGAAGCAUUCCUGUGAGUGAAACUGGUGCAGCAUACCUAUUCCUGCCUCUUUGGAACAUUCCUGUGCAACAAUGCCAAGGAGAGAGGUGAAAAGCAUUCUCAGGAAUGAACAUGUUCUGUAUGGUCGCUUCUUCGGGCUGGCAGCAAGGCUUUCAAAAACCUACUGUAUUCCUCUCAGUCAGAAGCGGUACUGUACCCUGUGUGCCAUUUGUGUAACCUGAUGCUGUGGAGUGCAGUGUAUCUGCCCUGCCCAUCUCCUUCUGCCCCUGUGGAUGACAGCUGUGCACCAUAUCCAGUCCCAGGCACCAGCCCUGAUGAUCCUCCCCUGAGCCGCAUACCAAAGACUAGAUCAUUUGACAAUCUGACCAUAGCCUGCGACAGCACAGUGCCUCUGGCCAGCCGGCGAAGCAGCGACCCCAGCUUGAAUGAGAAGUGGCAGGAGCACCGGCGCUCUCUGGAACUGAGCAACCUUGCUGGUCCUGGAGCGGAGCCAUCUGCUGACACCCGGGUGCAGGGUGCUGAGCUGUCCGUGGCAGCUGGGGUGGCUGAGGGGCAGAUGGAGAACAUUUUGCAAGAGGCCACCAAAGAAGAGAGUGGGGCUGAAGAGCCUGCACACAGGGGUAGUGUGGAGAUGCCACAGAUCAAAGAGGAGAACAGGAUAGCAACUGAGGGCUCAGCCAUUGUACUUUACCAAGAAGCAGAGUUGGGGGUUGCUAUUCUGAGGAGCCAUCCAGACUCCAGCCUGUCUCUAUUCUCACAGGGUAUUCCUGAAGAGCAGGGUGGGCCCAGUGUUCUCUCCAGUUCACUCCAGGAACCCUACAGGGGAGAGGAUUCUCGGGAGGUUCCUUUGGAGCAGCCUCCAAUAGAGGAUAUUGCGGAGAACCAGGAGGAUGCAGCUCCUUCCAUCCCAGUAGAUGUAAAAGUUGGUUUUGGUACCUCACUGUCUAGUUCUCUGCCACCUUCCCAAGUCCCUUUUGAGACCAGAGGACCAAACAUGGACAGUUCCAUGGAUAUGUUGAUGGAAGAUAAUGUGAAGUCAGAAAGUGGACCCCAAGUCCACCGUAAGCCUUGCCUGGUUAUCACUGGCAGGUUCAGUGGCAAAGACGUGCUUCCCCCAGCACUGGAGCCCAGGCCUGCUGAGAGGAGCCUCAUUGAGAAGCCACAAGGGGGGUCUGUGGUCCACAGGACUUCUCCUGGCAGCACUCUUAGCCCAACAAAGGCCCCUUGUGCCUUGCCUUUAGCCGAAUGUAAAGAGGGGUUUGUGUGUAACGGUGCCCCAGAGACUGAAAACAAGGCCUCAGAGCAGCCCCCAGCACUUGGCACCCUCCAGAAGAACUCCACACCCAAUAGGCACUGUGCCAAUGCGGAGGCUGGGAGGAGCAAGGACUCGCUGAGCCGCCAGCUGUCUGUCACAAGCUGCAGCUCUGUCCAUUUACACUCUGGAAACUUGCACCACAAGUGGCUGCAUAGCCACUCGGGAAGGCCAUCCGCAGUCAGCAGCCCUGAGCACCCUUCCCGCAGCCACCUGGAUGAUGAUAGCAUGCCUGUGUACACAGACACAAUCCAACAGCGCCUGCGUCAUAUCGAGUCAGGCCACCAGCAGGAAGCGGAGACCUUGAAGAAACAAGUCCAGGAGCUGAAGAGUCGCCUGGAGAGCCAAUACCUGACUGGAUCACUGCGCUUCAAUGGGGACUUUGGAGAUGAAGUGACUUCAAUCCCUGACUUGGAAAGCAAUCUGGAUCAGAACUGUUUGUCUCGCUGCAUCACAGAGAUUUUCUCUGAAGCCAGCUGGGAGCAGGUGGAUAAACAGGACACAGAGGUACAGGCUCAGCCCCUGCUCUCAGUGCUAUCCAUGCAACUAUUUGGUGGUUUUUCUUCAGCCCCAUCCCUGCCCCAUGCCCCUUACCAAGGAAGAACCUCAUAGCACAGUUAGUUCUGAGCUUCUGGUAUUUCAGCUCCUGUGAACCCACAUCAGGCCCAUCAUUUCUGAGCCAGAGAGACUCAGCAGGUUGGCCCUCUGUCUACGUUGCCUCUGUGAACUGGACCCUUACCAGCUCUCACAGCAACCUAGGGUGAUGCUGCCACUUUAUCUCAGGGGAGAUUGGA